AUGCUUUGUGGAAUUUCAGGAGAAGCUCCUCAGGAGCCCGUCGUGUCCAAGAAAUCCGGUGUUGUUUACGAGAAGCGUCUUAUCGAGCAGUACAUCAACGAGCACGGCACCGAGCCCGACUCUGGCGAAGCGCUCACCGCGGAAGAUCUCCUGCCCAUCCACUCGUCGCGUAUCGUCCGACCGCGUCCUCCCACCCUCACCUCCAUCCCCGCCCUCCUCGCAACCUUCCAGAACGAAUGGGACGCGCUCGCGCUAGAGACAUAUAACCUCAAGGAGCAGCUGGCGCGCACCCGGGAGGAGCUUGCCACAGCUCUGUACCAGCACGAUGCCGCUGUUCGAGUUAUUGCCCGACUGUCGAGGGAGCGAGACGAGGCCAGGGAUGCGCUUAGCAAGGUGACUGUGACGGGCGCCGCUGCCGACGGUGAUCAAAUGAUGGUGGACAGCGUGGAGAAGCUGCCAGAGGAGCUUGUUGCCAAGGUGGACGAGACUCAUCAAACACUAUCCAAGGGUCGCAAGAAGCGCCCUGUCCCCGAGGGCUGGGCUACCGCAGACGAUAUCUCCGCUUUUGAAAACGCGACCACACAUUCUCUUCCAGUCCCCGAGGCCACUGCGCUCAGUGUUGGAGGUGCUAGCGCCGCUAUUGGAGGUCUGAAGGGCCAGGCCGUCGUCUACGCCACCAACGAGGACAAGGUCGAGGUUUCGAUUGCUGUGGAGGAGCCUGUGACGGACGCAGUAUGGGCCGAGGACAAGAUUGCCUUUGCUACUGGUCAGGGAAGCGUCAAGGUGUUCCAGGAGGGUAACCAGGUGGCAUCGCUGAGCGAGCAUGCUGGUGCUGCGACAGCACUGAGCCUGCACCCCAGUGGUACCAUCUUGGCGUCUGUCGGCACGGAUAAGAGCAUCGUGUUUUAUGAUUUGACUUCGCAGAAGCGUGUCAGCCGCGCUUACACCGAUGCUGCUCUUACUUCGUGCGCAUUUCAUCCCGAUGGCCACCUGUUCGCCGCUGGCACCACUUCUGGCGACAUCAAGCUCUUCAUGACCAACACUCUGGAGCAAGCCGCAGUCUUCAGCCUGGGUGCCCCCAUCCAGGCCAUCGCCUUCUCCGAGAACGGUUACUGGUUCGCGGCCACAGCUAAGGGCCAGACCAUGGUGACCAUCUUCGAUCUACGAAAGGAGGGAGACGCCGCAGUGGCCAAGGUCCUCGAGACUGGCGGACCAGUCCAGUCCUUGGCCUGGGACUACAGCGGCCAGUUCCUCGCCACCGGUGGUUCUUCUGGAGUGACGGUUCACCAAUACACCAAGUCCAGCAAGAAGUGGAGCGAGCCCCUGAGGAAUUCCACCGCUGCCGUUGCUAUCCGAUGGGGAGAGUCCGCGAAGCAGCUGGUGACAGUCAAUGGCGAGGGUGUGGUCAGCAUACUUGGAGCGAAGGAAUAG
This is a messenger RNA of Fusarium keratoplasticum, 1431 nucleotides long. Its product is annotated as Pre-mRNA-processing factor 19. The transcript is spliced from 5 exons. Gene Ontology annotation, cellular component: cytoplasm; Prp19 complex; U2-type catalytic step 1 spliceosome. Gene Ontology annotation, molecular function: protein binding; ubiquitin protein ligase activity. NCBI's taxonomy places the organism in Eukaryota, Fungi, Ascomycota, Sordariomycetes, Hypocreales, Nectriaceae. Gene Ontology annotation, biological process: mRNA splicing, via spliceosome; DNA repair; protein ubiquitination. The coding region runs from base 1 to 1431 and encodes 476 amino acids. The record is from RefSeq and is a predicted model, not a curated record.